Molecule: messenger RNA, 6876 nt
Organism: Loxodonta africana (African savanna elephant)
Lineage: Eukaryota; Metazoa; Chordata; Mammalia; Proboscidea; Elephantidae
Gene: ABCA4
Product: ATP binding cassette subfamily A member 4
Exons: 50
Coding region: 1-6876 (2291 amino acids)
Biological process (GO): transmembrane transport; visual perception; lipid transport
Cellular component (GO): intracellular membrane-bounded organelle; plasma membrane
Molecular function (GO): ATP hydrolysis activity; ATP binding; ABC-type transporter activity
Source: RefSeq, a predicted model, not a curated record
AUGGGCUUCACCAGACAGAUACAGCUUCUGCUCUGGAAGAACUGGACCCUGCGGAAAAGGCAAAAGAUUCGCUUUAUUGUGGAACUUUUGUGGCCUUUAUCUUUAUUUCUGGUCUUGAUCUGGUUAAGGAAUGCCAACCCGCUCUACAGCCAACACGAAUGCCAUUUUCCCAACAAGGCGAUGCCCUCAGCAGGAAUGUUGCCGUGGCUCCAGGGGAUUUUCUGCAAUGUGAACAAUCCUUGUUUUCAGAACCCCACCCCAGGAGAAUCUCCUGGAAUUGUGUCAAACUAUAACAACUCCAUUUUGGCAAGAGUGUAUCGAGAUUUUCAAGAAAUCCUUAUGAAUGCACCAGAGAGCCAGCACCUUGGUCAGGUUUGGACAGAGCUUCGUACCUUGUCCCAAUUCAUGGACACGCUCCGGACUCACCCUGAGAGAAUUGGAGGAAGAGGAGUACGAAUUCGGGAUGUGCUAAAGGAUGAAGAAACACUGACGCUGUUUCUCAUAAAAAACAUUGGCCUGUCUGAUUCAGUUGUGUACCUCCUGAUCAACUCCCAAGUCCGUCCAGAGCAGUUUGCUCACGGAGUCCCAGAUUUGGUGCUGAAGGACAUUGCCUGCAGCAAGGCUCUCCUGGAGCGCUUCAUCAUCUUCAGCCAGCGUCGUGGGGCGCAGACGGUGCGUGAUGCCCUGUGUUCCCUGUCCCAGGGAACCCUACAGUGGAUGGAAGACACUCUGUAUGCCAACGUGGACUUCUUCAAGCUCUUCCGCGUGCUUCCCACGCUCCUAGACAGCAGUUCUCAAGGUAUCGAUCUGAGAUCCUGGGGAAGAAUAUUAUCUGAUAUGUCUCCAAGAAUUCAAGAGUUUGUCCUUCGUCCGAGUGUUCAAAACUUGCUGUGGGUGACCAGGCCCCUCAUGCAGAAUGGCGGCCCACAGACUUUCACACAACUGAUGGGCAUCCUGUCUGACCUCCUGUGUGGCUAUCCAGAGGGAGGAGGUUCUCGAGUGUUCUCUUUCAACUGGUAUGAAGACAACAAUUACAAGGCCUUCCUGGGGAUUGACUCCACAAGGAAAGAUCCUGUCUUUUCUUAUGACAAAAGAACAACUUCCUUUUGUAAUGCAUUGAUCCAGAGCCUGGAGUCAAACCCCUUAACCAAAAUAGUCUGGAGGACAGCAAAGCCUUUGCUGAUGGGAAAAAUCCUCUUUACUCCUGAUUCCCAGUUGGCUCGCAGAAUACUGAAGAACGCCAACUCAACUUUUGAAGAACUAGAGCGUGUUUGGAAGUUGGUCAAGGCCUGGGAAGAAGUAGGGCCCCAGAUCUGGUACUUCUUUGACAAGAGCACACAGAUGACCAUGAUCAGAGACAUCCUGGAGAACCCAACAGUAAAAGAUUUUUUGAAUAGGCAGCUCAGUGAAGAAGGUAUUACUGCAGAAGCCGUGCUGAACUUCCUCUAUAAGGGUCCUCCGGAGAGCAGGGCUGACAACAUGGCAAAUUUCGACUGGAGGGACAUAUUUAAUGUCACUGAUCGUACCCUACGCCUGGUUAAUCAAUACCUGGAGUGCUUGACCCUGGAUAAGUUUGAAAGCUACGAUGAUGAAACCCAACUCACCCAACGAGCCCUGUCUCUGCUGGAGGAAAACAGGUUCUGGGCCGGCGUGGUGUUCCCUGACAUGUAUCCCUGGACCAGCUCCUUACCACCCCACGUGAAGUACAAGAUCCGCAUGGACAUAGAUGUGGUGGAGAAAACCAAUAAGAUCAAAGACAGGUACUGGGAUUCUGGUCCCAGAGCUGAUCCUGUGGAAGAUUUCCGUUAUAUCUGGGGAGGGUUUGCCUAUCUGCAGGACAUGAUUGAACAGGGGAUCACCAGGAGUCAGGCCCAGGCUGAAGUUCCGUUUGGAAUCUAUCUCCAGCAGAUGCCUUACCCCUGUUUCGUGGAUGACUCCUUUAUGAUCAUCCUGAAUCGCUGUUUCCCUGUCUUCAUGGUGUUGGCCUGGAUCUACUCUGUCUCCAUGACUGUAAAGAGCAUCGUCUUGGAGAAGGAGUUGAGAUUGAAGGAAACUUUAAAAAAUCAGGGUGUCUCCAAUGCAGUAAUUUGGUGUACCUGGUUCCUGGACAGCUUCUCUAUCAUGUCAAUGAGCAUCUUCCUCCUGACAAUGUUCAUCAUGCAUGGAAGAAUCUUACAUUACAGCAACCCACUCAUCCUCUUCCUGUUCCUGCUGGUGUUCUCCGCCGCCACGAUCAUGCAGUGCUUCCUGCUCAGCACACUCUUCUCCAGGGCCAGCCUGGCAGCAGCCUGCAGUGGCGUCAUCUACUUCACCCUCUAUCUGCCACACAUCCUCUGCUUCGCCUGGCAAGACCAGAUGACGGCCGAGCUGAAGUUAGCUGUGAGCCUGCUGUCUCCUGUGGCAUUCGGGUUUGGCACUGAGUACCUGGUUCGCUUUGAAGAGCAAGGCCUGGGGCUGCAGUGGAGCAACAUCGGCAACAGUCCCGUGGAAGGCGAUGAGUUCAGUUUCCUCCUGUCCAUGAAGAUGAUGCUCUUCGAUGCUGCUCUGUAUGGCCUGUUUGCCUGGUACCUUGACCAGGUGUUUCCAGGGGAUUAUGGAACCCCACUUCCCUGGUACUUCCUUCUGCAAGAGUCCUACUGGCUGGGUGGUGAAGGGUGUUCAACCAGAGAAGAAAGGGCCCUGGAAAAGACUGAGCCCCUAACGGAGGAAACAGAGGAUCCGGAACACCCAGAAGGAAUAAAUGAAUCCUUCUUUGAACGUGAGCUUCCAGGGUUGGUUCCUGGGGUAUGCGUGAAGAAUCUGGUAAAGAUUUUUGAGCCCUGUGGCAAGCCAGCCGUGGACUGUCUUAGCAUUACCUUCUAUGAGAACCAGAUCACUGCCUUCCUUGGUCACAAUGGAGCGGGGAAAACCACCACCUUGUCCAUCUUGACAGGUCUCUUGCCACCAACGUCGGGGACUGUGCUCAUUGGGGGAAAGGACAUUGAAACCAGCCUGGAUGCGGUGCGGCAGAGCCUUGGCAUGUGUCCACAGCACAACAUCCUGUUCCACCACCUCACGGUUGCUGAACACAUCCUGUUCUAUGCCCAGCUGAAAGGGAAGUCCUGGGAGGAGUCCCAGCUGGAGAUGGAAGCCAUGUUAGAGGACACAGGCCUCCACCACAAAAGGAAUGAAGAAGCGCAGGAUCUAUCAGGCGGCAUGCAGAGGAAGCUGUCUGUUGCCAUUGCCUUUGUGGGUGAUUCCAAGGUGGUCAUUCUGGAUGAGCCAACCUCUGGGGUGGAUCCCUACUCAAGACGCUCAAUCUGGGACCUGCUCCUGAAGUAUCGCUCAGGCAGAACCAUCAUUAUGUCCACACACCACAUGGACGAGGCAGACCUCCUCGGGGACCGCAUUGCCAUCAUUUCCCAAGGGAGACUCUACUGCUCGGGCACCCCGCUCUUCCUGAAGAACUGCUUUGGCACAGGCUUCUACCUCACCUUGGUGCGCAAGAUGAAGAACAUCCAGAGCCGAACAAGAGGCGAUAAGGGGACCUGCAGCUGUGUGUCCAAGGGCUCCUCCAGCCGCUGUCCAGCCUGCGUUGAUGAGCUAACUCCAGAGCAAGUCCUGGACGGCGAUGUGAAUGAGCUGAUGAAACUGGUUCACCACCAUGUUCCAGAGGCAGAGCUGGUGGAAUGCAUUGGUCAAGAACUUAUCUUCCUUCUUCCCAACAAGAAUUUCAAGCAGAGAGCAUAUGCCAGCCUUUUCAGGGAGCUGGAGGAGACGCUGGCUGACCUGGGGCUCAGCAGCUUUGGAAUUUCGGACACUCCCCUGGAAGAGAUUUUUCUGAAGGUUACAGAGGAUUCUGACUCAGGACCUUUGUUUGUAGGUGGCACUCAGCAGAAAGGAGAAAACGUCAGUCUCCGACACCCUUGUUUGGGUCCCAGGGAGAAGGCCAGACAGGUUCCCCAGGACUCCCGCAGCUGCCCCAGAGAGGACCAGUGUCAUGCAGAGUCAGAGAACCACAGUGCCCCACUUAACACCGGAGCGCGCCUCGUGCUCCAGCACAUGCAGGCCCUGCUGGUCAAGCGGUUCCAUCAUGCCACGAGGAGCCACAAGGACUUCCUGGCGCAGAUUGUUCUUCCAGCCACUUUUGUGUUAUUGGCUCUGAUGCUUUCCAUCAUCGUCCCUCCUUUUGGUGAAUACCCCGCUUUGACCCUUCACCCCUGGAUGUACGGGCAGCAGUACACCUUCUUCAGCAUGGAUGAGCCUGGCAGUGAGCGGCUCGCGGUCCUUGCAGACGUCCUUCUGAACAAGCCAGGCUUUGGCAACCGCUGCCUGAAGGAAGGGUGGCUCCCGGAGUAUCCCUGCGGCAAUUCAACCCCCUGGCGGGCCCCCUCUGUGUCUCCGAACGUCUCCCAUCUGCUUCAGAACCAGAAAUGGACACCAGACGACCCCUCACCUUCCUGCAAGUGCAGCACCAGAGAGAAGCUCACCAUGCUCCCCGAAUGCCCAGAGGGUGCUGGGGGGCUUCCUCCCCCUCAGAGAACACAGCGCAGCACUGAAAUUCUCCAAGACCUCACCAAUAGAAACAUCUCUGACUUCUUGGUAAAGACGUAUCCUGCUCUUAUAAGAAGCAGCUUAAAGAGCAAGUUCUGGGUCAACGAACAGAGGUAUGGAGGAAUUUCCAUUGGGGGAAAGCUUCCUGUUCUCCCCAUCACUGGGGAAGCACUUGUUGGGUUUUUAAGUGACCUUGGCCGGAUAAUGAAUGUGAGCGGGGGCCCUAUCACCAGAGAGGCCGCUAAAGAAAUGUCUGAAUUCCUUAAGCUUCUAGAAACUGAAGACAACAUUAAGGUGUGGUUUAACAACAAAGGCUGGCACGCGAUGGUCAGCUUUCUCAAUGUGGCCCACAACGCCAUCUUACGAAGCAGCCUGACUGAGGACAAGAAUCCUGAGGAGUAUGGAAUCACUGUCAUAAGUCAACCCCUGAACCUGACCAAAGAGCAGCUCUCAGAGAUUACGGUUCUGACCACUUCGGUGGAUGCCGUGGUUGCCAUCUGUGUGAUUUUUGCCAUGUCCUUCGUCCCAGCCAGCUUUGUCCUUUAUUUGAUCCAGGAGAGGGUGAACAAAGCCAAGCACCUCCAGUUUGUCAGUGGGGUGAGUCCCACCACCUACUGGCUGACCAACUUCCUCUGGGACAUCAUGAAUUAUGCUGUGAGUGCUGGCCUAGUGGUGGGCAUCUUCAUCGGGUUUCAGAAGAAAGCAUACACUUCUCCAAGCAAUCUACCUGCCCUCAUUGCACUGCUCAUGCUGUAUGGGUGGGCAGUCAUUCCCAUGAUGUACCCAGCAUCCUUCCUGUUUGAUGUCCCCAGCACAGCCUACGUGGCCUUGUCUUGUGCUAAUCUGUUUAUUGGCAUCAACAGCAGUGCAAUCACCUUCAUCUUGGACUUAUUUGAAAAUAACCGGACGCUGCUCAGGUUCAAUGCCGCACUGAGGAAGCUGCUCAUUAUCUUCCCCCAUUUCUGCCUGGGCCGGGGCCUCAUUGACCUGGCGCUGAGCCAGGCCGUGACAGACGUCUAUGCCCGGUUUGGUGAGCAGCACUCUUCAAAUCCCUUCCAAUGGGACCUGAUUGGGAAGAACCUGGUUGCCAUGGCGAUAGAAGGGGUGGUGUACUUCCUCCUGACCCUCCUCAUCCAGCAACACUUCUUCCUCACCCGAUGGAUCGCAGAGCCCACUAAGGAGCCCAUAGUUGAUGAAGACGAUGAUGUGGCUGAAGAAAGACAGAGAAUUAUUAGUGGGGGAAAUAAAACUGAUAUCUUAAGGCUACAUGAACUAACAAAGGUUUAUUCCGGCACCUCCAGCCCCGCGGUGGACAGGCUGUGUGUCGGAGUCCGCCCAGGAGAGUGCUUUGGCCUUCUGGGAGUGAAUGGUGCCGGCAAAACAACCACAUUCAAGAUGCUUACUGGGGACACUUCAGUAACCUCAGGUGACGCCACCGUAGCAGGCAAGAGUAUUUUAACCAACAUUUCUGAUGUCCAUCAAAAUAUGGGCUACUGUCCUCAGUUUGAUGCAAUUGAUGACCUGCUCACAGGGCGAGAACAUCUUUACCUUUAUGCCCGGCUUCGAGGUGUGCCAGCUGAGGAAAUUGAGAGGGUUGCAAACUGGAGUAUUCAGAGCCUCGGCCUCUCUCUCUACGCGGACCGCUUGGCCGGCACGUACAGUGGGGGCAACAAGCGGAAGCUCUCCACAGCCAUGGCGCUGAUCGGCUGCCCGCCGCUGGUGUUGCUGGAUGAGCCCACCACAGGGAUGGACCCCCAGGCCCGCCGCAUGCUGUGGAACACCAUCGUGAGCAUCAUCAGGGAAGGGAGAGCUGUGGUCCUCACAUCCCACAGCAUGGAGGAAUGUGAGGCCCUGUGUACCCGGCUGGCCAUCAUGGUGAAGGGCGCCUUCCAGUGCCUGGGCACCAUUCAGCACCUCAAGUACAAGUUUGGAGAUGGCUACAUUGUCACAAUGAAAAUCAAAUCCCCGAAGGAUGACUUGCUUCCUGACCUGAACCCCGUGGAGCAGUUCUUCCAGGGGAACUUCCCGGGCAGUGUGCAGAGGGAGAGGCACUACAACAUGCUCCAGUUCCAGGUCUGCUCCUCCUCCCUGGCCAGGAUCUUCCAGCUGCUCAUCUCCCACAAGGACAGCUUGCUCAUCGAGGAAUACUCAGUCACACAGACCACGCUGGACCAGGUAUUCGUGAACUUUGCUAAACAGCAGACAGAAGCUCACGACCUUCCUCUGCACCCUCGAGCUGCAGGAGCCUCAGGAGCCAGACUGCAAGCCAAGAGAGCCCCGCACUUGCCAUGUCCUUGCCACAUCCCCAUCAUGUUCUUACCACGUGCCAGCCAACCCCACUAG